AUGGACAUGCAAAUCCAUCUCCGCAGAGAGCCGCCUGUCUAUAUAAACGUAGACGCGGUCUGCGGCCAUGUGCUACUCACCUGCGAAACACAAGUCGACAUAGCCACAGUCACAGUGAAGCUCUCUGGAUCUGCGGUAUCGAGAAUAAAUACCCAGCAACUCACCGAGUCACAUCUGCUCUUUAAAAUAUCCGAACAGCUAUUUCCUCCCGAUGGAUGCGCCGGCGCUUUUACCUCGCGGUCUGUCACUCUCCCUCCAGGAAAGCAUCUCUUUCCAUUCUCAAUCAAGCUCCCCCCAGCAACGCAAUGCUACAAGUCCGCGACACCACCUCAGCUAAGGACACAAGCGCCGCACCUAAUGCGUAAACUACCGCCGUCCACAGGUGACAGCUCGUCCCCAGAGGAAAUCAAGUACGUCCUCGAAGCGACUAUCCGACAGGACGGCGUCAUACGUGCACCUCGCAGAACCGUAAGUAUCCAUCCCAUACUCACACCCGGUUUCUAUCUCCCUGACCACAUCGGCACCCAGGCCAGGGAGAUCUACCUCCGCUGCAGAUCAACGAUUGACCUCCCCCUGCACGGGCAACAUGCUCAAGUACAAAGACAGCGGAUUUCGUACAGCACAGGACACUCGGAGAUCAAGUCGCGCCCUCUCACCUACGAGGUCACGAUAGAGCUGCUGAACGGGCCUUUUCUGUCCCUGGGCCAGCCGAUCCCGCUCGCCGUGCAGGCUCAAGGCAUGGAUGGCAGCACCAGCAGCAACAACAUCGCCCUAUAUGACUUCCAAUCAAUGAUCUUCGAAACGACCGAGGUCCGGGCCCGAGGGGCGGUAGAGCGCCUCACCCGCUCCUGGAUCGUGCAGACCAUGGCCAACCUGCAGCAACUAUUUACAUAUACACCUGGUGACGAGAGAAACCACGGCUCAGUGGACGACAGUCUGUGGAGGCCGUGGUGCGUGCCGCUUUUUCUGACCCCGACGUUUGAGACGUGUAAUGUCAGUCGCGACUACAAACUGGAGAUCCGGCUUGGGAUUGGGCUUGGACGGAAUAAUGUUUGUUUUUGCUUUUCGUUUGCUGUUAACGUGAAUCUCUGA
Messenger RNA from Aspergillus puulaauensis, 1092 nucleotides. RefSeq lists its product as uncharacterized. Lineage: Eukaryota; Fungi; Ascomycota; Eurotiomycetes; Eurotiales; Aspergillaceae. Gene Ontology annotation, cellular component: plasma membrane; cytosol; cytoplasm. Gene Ontology annotation, biological process: ubiquitin-dependent endocytosis. The transcript is spliced from 3 exons. The record is from RefSeq and is a predicted model, not a curated record. Gene Ontology annotation, molecular function: ubiquitin protein ligase binding; protein-macromolecule adaptor activity. Bases 1 to 1092 code for a protein of 363 amino acids.